AUAGAAUAUCAAUCACGAUGCUGUCGCAUGGCGUUGCAGGCUCGGUGAACGAGGCCGGUGUUUUCACCCUUCGUAGCAGACAGGAGGGUGGACGGCGUGCUAGAAGAACCACGACGAGCACCACGAGCACAACGGCGUCCAGCUCGACGUUGAUUUCUCUGUCGGACGAGGUGGCGCAGCCCGCGGCCCUUUUAGCCCCCGAAGAGGACUUAUGGUCUACCAGUUCUUCCGCUACAACCAAUGUUCCAGUCACCUUAGAUACAGCUGCCGCUUCGUCAAAGCCACCUUUGGAACUGGUGGUGAAACCUCACAGCAAGGUCAUACUGCCGUGCGAGCUGGAGGAAAAUUACUCGAGGCUGUUGUUGCCCGGGGUCAGGAGCUACAGAAUACGGCCAGCGACAUGGUUGCACGAGGGAAGCCCUGUAGAUAUGAUCACGAUCAACACGAGGACGGAGAUGAGCGGGACUGGACAUAGAUAUAUCGGCGACUCCAUGACUGACGCGUUGCACAUAGACAACGUCAGAUUAGAAGACGACGGUAUAUGGGGUUGCAGGCUCGAGGACGACCAAGGGAAGAUACUUUCCGGCAGGCCUGUGAAACUCGUCGUCCUCGAGGCACCCCGUGGGACGUACCUGCUGAUAGAUGGCCGUCGGUUGGACCCAGGCAACCAGUUCGUCCCUGUGAAGGAGGGGUCCGAGUUGACGUUGGAGUGCGCCGCCGAGGGUGGAAACCCGCCACCCGAUUUGGCAUGGGGGAUGACGCUGUCUCAGGCCACUUUGGACGGUCCCGAGCAACCGCCGGACAAUCUGACCGUGUUGCCCUCGACAUCCGGUAGACGCAGCGGGGCACACCUCAAGGUUCUCAGGGGUCACCAUAACGCGACCAUCGCCUGCGUCGCUCGCCACGUUACCCUCACCAUACCCAUGAACGCGAGCAUCCUGUUGGACGUGCAAUAUACUCCAUCGUUCGCGAUAACGCGUUUACCUGGUUUUGGAAUCCCGAUCGUCGAGGGGAUGUCCGUCAGCUUGAAAUGCGAGGUGGACAGCAACCCGGCCAGCACGCCCAUUUGGCAGCGUGACAAUGGACCGCCCGUCGAGCAGAGCGACGACGGAUGGCUGAACUUCACAAAAAUCAGCCGCGCCGAGAGCGGUUGGUACAAAUGUUAUACCAGGCACAUGCUCGGCAUAUUCACCAGCAUCGGUUAUUUUCUUAACGUGCGCUACGAUCCAGACAUGGAAACGGAAGCGGAAGCGUUGAACGGCGAGGCAACCGAUUCCCGGAAGAUGGAAGUUCAAAUCGGGGGUGCAGUGACUCUGGAGUGCGACGGUGGUUGCUGGGGACACGGUCCUGGAAUGGAUCCAGUCGGUGGUCCCGGUCCACUGGCUCUCAGUCGAGUCGUUUACCAGGAAGCCGGCGAAUAUCGAUGCGUCGCACCUGACAGGAAAAUGCAAGACACCUGGCGCGCCCAAUUGCCCUAUCACAUCAAGGUCACCGGUCGACCCAUGAUUCAUCCACCUAAUCAAACAGUGACAGCGAAGGAGGGUGAAUCGCUGAAUAUUGUCGUUGAAUUUUGCGCCGAGCCGAGACACACCAAGAUACUUUGGAUAUCCGAGGAAAACGUUUACGUGCCUGGUGCAGAGGCUAGAGAUGGUGUUCAAGCGCUUGCUAUUGAGGAUGGUGGCACGGAGUCCUGUUACAGAACGGUGCUGAGCUUCGACACGAUUCAAUGGUCUCAUGCCGGGGAAUGGUGGGUGUUGGUACGCUCGUCGGAAGGGAUCUCGGAUGCUUCCGUUUUGUUGAACGUGACGCGAGCCUCCGAGUACAGUCACGCUCACUUCCGGUCAGCGAGUCUCACUUACCUAUCGAUGUGUUUGGCCCUGGUCAUCCUGCAGGAGCAUCGUCGCUGAGGGAUCGUGGUGAGACGACGUCGAAAAUGUUGCUUUGUGAACAGCCAAAGGAAGCGGAUCGAAUUUGAGAAGUCAGCUUCCCUGUUCAAUGGAUGAGAAAUAAAGGGGGAAGGAAGUCGGAGUUCCGUCAGUAUUUUCCGCGACGAUUGUAAAUAUAAAAUAUAUAAAUUGCAGAAAAAGAGGGGAGGGGCAGGGGAGGAGGAAAAAAAAGGAAAAAAGAAAAAGGACGCGAAUGGAGAAAGAGAUAAUCGUUUCGGUAAGAAUAGUUUCGAAAGAAUGUUUCGUGUUCUUGACGCGAGGUGAAACUCGAUGACGAUGCAACGAGAAAACCCUGUUUAUUAUGUAUCGAAAAGGGUGAGCGCGCUUAAACGAGAGAAAGCCUUUUAUCGACACUGUCGUUGUCGAUGAACGAUGCAGAGCUUCCGGCGACGACGAUAAUCCGGCCUCGACGUUCCUUAAUCAUGAAUCUCGUUGCUAGAUUCUCUCGUUCUUUCUUUUCCUUUCUCUCUUUCUUUCUCUUUCCACUUCUCCGUUGCGUAGUUUUCGUUUCGAUAUUCUUGUCAUAGGAUUUUCUAGAAGAUAAAUGACUUGGUAGAAUAGAUGGAAUCGAUUCGUAACGAGGAUUGUUUAUUGUAGAUUUAUUUUCCAUUCUUUUUUCCCCCUUUCUCGUCUCCUUUUUUAUUAUUGAAAAGAGAUAAAAGGAAAAGAAAAACGAGACUUCGAAAUCCACGAGUCGAACCCGUCGAACUACGAUACAAUUAAUGCCUUUCUCUCUUUCCUUAAACGAGAGAAACAGCGCGGUCGAAAUUAUCCGAAGGUGUCGAUGAUACCGAUUAUCGCGUAUAAAAACUUUGUAAAUCAUUACGAGAUUUUUGAUUGUAAAAAAAACCGUUUCUCGCAACGAUUUUCUCGAUUAAGCGUGAUAAAAAAAGAAAAGAAAAAAAAAGAAAGAAGAAAUAUUGUACGGAUGUUACGCGUAACGGAGGCACGUGUAAAUAUUUGUAUAAAUAGUUUAUUUGUAAGGAGAUCGAAUGCGGCAUGCGAAAAUAAAAAAAAGAGAGAAAAAGUAAGAAUUUAAAAAAAGUAUAUGUACACGCGUUGAAUAAGAGACCAAUUUUUACAUUCGGAUUCGCAGAGAACGUCGACGGCUGAAUGUCGAACCGAACGAGUCGAGCGGUAAACGAAGACUGUUCGUUCCCGCGUAAUUGUUAUAGAAUAUAAACACGAACCAAAGAGAAUAAUUCGACGUUAUAACAAAAGGAAAGGAAAGGGAAUAUGGGAUUAACUAGAGGUUACGUGUACGAUUAAGAAAACGAAAAUAACGAAAUAAAAUUAAAACGCAAGAAACGAAACAAAAAAAAAUAUUCCGUAAAAAAACAAAACUAGAUACAUUAAGGGAAAAACGGUACAUUGUUGUAUAUUAUUUUAGGUAAGUAGCAUUAAAAACAAAAAGAAAAAAAAAUAGCGUGUAUAUAGUGAUUGUAAAUGCAUAGGCUAUCGAUACACCGAGGGCUAUGCAUGACGAAUUAUACAGUGACGCUGUUAGAGAUAUAUUUAUUAUUCGUUGAUAUAUUUUUAUAAAGUUUUAUUUAGCCAUAAGUUCUCGUUCGCCUUCCCCCUGGAUGUCGUGUGCCGAUCGAUGGUUAGUUUUCAAUUGAGAGUGGCCGUGAAAAAUGUGUGACGAUAAUAACGACGACGAUGAUGACGAUUUUGAUUCGGACGAGAAUUAUUCCAACGAGGAUAUAUUAACGAUGAAUAAAAAUACGAAAUUUCUCUUUAUCCCGAACGAACGUUCGUGAAUUUAAACUGUUUUUGACCUGUAUUGCGAACGGAAAAAAAAAAAAUAAGAAAGGAAAAAAUUGAGGAGCAAAAAAAUGAA
This is a messenger RNA of Apis florea (little honeybee), 3786 nucleotides long. RefSeq names its product irregular chiasm C-roughest protein teiresias (gene tei). Lineage: Eukaryota; Metazoa; Arthropoda; Insecta; Hymenoptera; Apidae. Gene Ontology annotation, cellular component: plasma membrane; cell-cell junction. Gene Ontology annotation, molecular function: cell adhesion molecule binding. The record is from RefSeq and is a predicted model, not a curated record. Gene Ontology annotation, biological process: cell-cell adhesion.